AUGGCGCCUUCAGAAGUGACCCAGCGCCAUGGCAAAGGAUGGAAGAAGAAGAUGAAAAGAAAGGAGGAAACAAACAACAAGUCUGUGAAAGAAGACAAAAGUGGUAAAGUAGAAGAACCGUACACUUGUGGGGCAUGCGGGAUUCAGUUCCAGUUUUACAACAAUCUCCUGAAGCACAUGCAGUCACACGCCGCAGCUGCAGCGUCUUCUGCACCAGUGCCAGCUGCCAACAACUCUGUCCCUGAAAAGGAGCGCCAACACAUUGCCGAAAGGCUUCUGAGGGUAAUGUGCGCCGACCUGGGAGCUCUGAGCGUGGUCAACGGCAAAGACUUCCUGAAGCUGGCACAGACCCUUGUAGACACUGGAGCUCGCUAUGGGUCCUUCUCAGUCAACGAAAUUCUGGGUAACAUGAACACGCUAGCAUUGAAGCAUCUACCACGAAUGUACAACCAAGUCAAAGUCAAGGUGACCUGCGCCCUGGGCAGCAACAUCUGCUUGGGGAUCGGGGUCACCUGUCAUUCACAAAGCGUCAGUUCGGUCUCGUGUUACAUCCUCAUCGCAUAUCAGGCGGAAGGAAAUCAGAUAAAACGCUACGUGUUGGGCAUUAAAGACAUGGACAGUAGAGACAGCGGCGAAUUCAUCCACCAGUGGGUGCAGAACGUCCUCUCGGAGUUUGUCAUGUCGGAGAUUAGGACGGUGUACGUAACGGACUGCAAAGUUAACUCUUCCGCUUUCUCCAAGGUCGGGACGUGCUUACGCUGUUCCGCAUGCUCCUUGAACUCUGUGGUACAAAGCGUAUAGAACAAGCGCACG
Bufo gargarizans (Asiatic toad) is the source of this 813-nucleotide messenger RNA. RefSeq names its product zinc finger protein 618-like. The transcript is spliced from 4 exons. Lineage: Eukaryota; Metazoa; Chordata; Amphibia; Anura; Bufonidae. The record is from RefSeq and is a predicted model, not a curated record. The coding region runs from base 1 to 801 and encodes 266 amino acids.